GCUGCCAGUAUUAGCUCAAGCGGAUAUCUCUCUGACAUCUGACAUCAUGACAACAGGCAAAUUCCUCUCGGCUGCCAUCCUCUGCCUCGUGUUGGGCACUGCCUUGGGCGACGAUGUCUUGGAGGGCAACUACAAUGUGACGGCCUUCUGCACGGCGGUGAAGACCGGCACCAAUCUGGGCAGCAUCGUCUCCUGCGACUACUACUACGUGUGCACCAGCACCGGACCCGUCAAGACCUCCUGCACCAGCGGCUACGCCUUCAGUCUCGCCACGGGCUCCUGCACGCCGGCGGGACAGGCGAACUGCUACUACGGCCUGGAGAAUCCCUGUCUGGGCAAGACUGGCCAGAGCUGGGUGCCCGUGACGGGAACCUGCAACCAGUACUACUACUGCCUGGAUGGCGUCAACAAGGGACAGGGCUCGUGCAAGGGCACCCAGUCCUUCGACAAGAUCAGCCAGCAGUGUGUCUACGGCAACUGCAACCCCGCCCUCGUCGACAGCAGCGAUGAGCCCAGCCUGCAGAGCGUCUGCGAAGUUGUGCCCGCCGGCAAGUACUUCGGUGACACCAUCAACUGCCAAAAGUGGAACUAUUGCCAAGCCGACGGCACACUGCAGACCGCCGACUGCGCGACUGCUUAUGAUGUGCAAAACAAUUUGUGUGGCUUCGAUACCGGCAACGUGUGCAGCAGAGUCACAGAAUCAGAGCUGGGCACUGCCUCGCUGGAGUGCACCACCAAGGGUGCCAUGCAGCCCAAUGACAAUGUUUGCGGCAGCUACUACGUGUGCAAUGGAAACUCUUUGGUGUCGUACGACUGCGCCUAUGGCUACUACUUUGAUGUGACGAAAAAUGAUUGCUUGCCGCGCAAGACAGCCACACCGGUUGCGGGCUGCAAUCGUUGCCAGUUCGCCACCACCACCUGGGUGAAUGCCGUGAACACGACCAGCUGCGGCACCUACUACUACUGCAACAAUGGCAAGGCCACACUCCAGACCUGCCAGGAGGAUUACUACUUCAACGAGGCCCAGCAGGGCUGCGUGCCCACCGCCAACGAGCCCGCCUUCAACACCUAUGUGUCCAGCAAUGGAGCUUGCGCUGGUGCAACAGUGGACUCAAGCACAACCGCCGCCAACGGUGGAUCAACCCCCGCUGACGGAGGAGCAACCCCCGCCCCAACCACUGAAGCCCCUGCACCCACAACAGAGACAACUGCAGACCCCAAUGGAAAAUAA
Drosophila subobscura is the source of this 1231-nucleotide messenger RNA. RefSeq names its product peritrophin-48. Gene Ontology annotation, cellular component: extracellular region. Gene Ontology annotation, molecular function: chitin binding. The transcript is spliced from 3 exons. The record is from RefSeq and is a predicted model, not a curated record. Lineage: Eukaryota; Metazoa; Arthropoda; Insecta; Diptera; Drosophilidae. The coding region runs from base 47 to 1231 and encodes 394 amino acids.